Molecule: messenger RNA, 9973 nt
Organism: Paramecium tetraurelia
Lineage: Eukaryota; Ciliophora; Oligohymenophorea; Peniculida; Parameciidae
Exons: 6
Source: RefSeq, a predicted model, not a curated record
AUGUUAACACAUCAGAUGUUUUGUAACUAUUUCCCUUUAGAUUCAAUUGCAUGUGUUAGCAAAACAUAAGGAAUAAAAUGUUAUUACAAUUAGUUUGAGAGUUCUUGCAUGGAUACUUCAUCGACAAGUCAUGGUUGUUUACCGACAUUAAAUCAGUUAGCAUGCUUAAAUUAACUUACUAAUCAGAUUGGGGAGGAAGCUCGAUGCAUAUUUGGAAAGAGAUGUGUAUCAAUUAAACCUACUCAUCUGGCAAAGUUAGGUUGCUAUGAGAGGUUCUCGAAGUACUCAUGCACAAAUGUAGCUAACAAGGAUUGUAUUUGGAAUGGAAACAAAUGCACUGAAUAUUUAAGUAAUGUUCCCGAUGGAGAUUAAUGUGAGGCUAUAUUUGGAAAUUCUGUAACACCUUCUAUGUGUUAGAAGAUUUAAAAUUUGAAAUGCAUGAAUGGCGGCUUUUCUCAAGAUUACAAAUGUGUAAGUGUCAAUGAAUAAGGAUUAGCCAAGUUGAAAUGCACAGGUCUAGGAAUAAACUAAGAUACUUGCAUUUCAAUUACAACUUCCAAUCAAUAAUGUAUAUUCAUUCAGAACAAGUGUCAAGAGAUAAAAUCAGUAAACAUUAAUAAAUGUGAAAUGAACUUCAAUAGGCUAGGAUGUCUUGGUAUUUAUAAUCCAAAGUUGCUGUGCUAAUGGAAAUCAGGGAAGUGUUAAAGCUUUGUUAAAACAAUAGAUUUAAAAUGUGAAAACGUUAAAGAAGUAAAUUAGAGUGUUUGUUAAUAAUUCGAAGGUAAAUGUAAAUUUGAUACUUAAAACUUUGUUUGUAAAGUACCAGCAAUUGCAGAUAAGUUAACAUGCAAUACAUAAGGGUUAACUAAAGAACUUUGUUUAUCAUUGAAAAAUUAAUAUUGUACAUUUACGAAUGGUAAAUGCGAAUCGAUCACCUUAGAAGAUUUAAAAUAAUUUUAAUGUGAAAUGUCACUAAAUGAAGAUGCUUGUGUGAAUGUAUUAACAUAAUAUCAAUAUUGUAAAUGGGAUGGAUAAAGUUGCAUUAGAUAAAUUAUAAAUCAAGAUUUAGAUUGUGAAUUAAAUAAAAGUGAUACUACUACUAAAUAUAAUGGAAAUGUAUGCUAAGCAAUAUCAAAGCCAAAUGUAUCUUGUAAAUACAAUGCAUCAACUCAUCGAUGUGUGAAUAGUGAUGUGAAUGAUUUGUGUGAAUCUCCAUAUAUAAAUUUAUUUGGAUGUGUUAGUAUAACAAAACCUGGAAUACCUUGUUAAUGGACUUUAAAUGGAUGUAUUUAGAUAGAAAUUAAGUCACUUGAAACUACGUGUAAUAGUUUAUAAUUUGCAAAUCCCAAUGCUUGUUCUUAGGUGUAUGAGAAUUCUUCAAUAGGGUGCUAUUUUAAUUAAGCUACAUCUAAAUGUGACAGUAUUGAUACAAGUUCAUCUAUUGGUUAAAAUUUACUCAACACUCUUGAAUGUUAAAACAAAAAAAUAGGAUUAAACAGAAUAGCAUGUGCAUCCAUUACUACAUAAGGAUAAAUUUGCAGAUGGAAUCAAAGUUAAUGUUAAUAAAUAAGAAAGAAGGUGGAUGUAGCUUAAGUGGAAUGCUUAAAAAUGCAAUUUGUUAAUCCUCAAGCAUGUGCACUAGUUGAAUAUGGAAAAGAACCAUGCAGAUACUUAGAGGUAGAGAAGAGUUGUGUUAAUUCAGUGAUCUCUUCUAUGACAUGCAAUACAGCUGGGUUAAAUACAUAUGCAUGUGCUUAAGUAUCAGGCAGUUGUUAUUUUGAUACAGAGUUGAAUUAAUGUAAAGAAUUAGACUCUGCUAAUCCUGAUAGUGCAGCCCAGGUAACUGAGUUACUCUAAAACAUGUAAUGCUAAUCUAGUUCCCCCACUAGAGAUGUUUGCACAUAGAUAAUAACUAUUGGAUAAUUAUGCUAAUGGUCAGAACGAUAAAGUAGAUGCUUGGAUUAAUCAGUCUUAUUAAAUCAAAAGUGUUCUAAUUACUCAACUGAUGUUAAAGUAAAUGCUAAUGUUUGUGCUGCUAUUGAGAUGGAAUUUCCAGAUUAUGAUUUCAGAAUUGGAAUUAAUAGUGAUGUCGACAGAGGGUAUUGUAAAUUUAUGCCUGAGUCAGGUACUUGUUAAAAGAAUACUGAUUUAUGCACUACACCUUGUUGUACUGAGAAGAUUGGAAUCAAUGCUCAUUCUUGUAGUAGAUAUUCAUCCUAAGCUGUUGGUGUUUAUUGCUUUUUUGGAUCCAAUUUAAGAUGUUAGCAAUUGACUUCAGAUAUUGUUGAUAUUUCAAAGCCAGAUGUGGUCAAGAACUACUACAAUUCAAACUAGAUGAGAUGUUCUUAAAUGAAUAGAAAUUCAUGCCAUAUGAUUGAAUGGUCAACAAAGCAAUUAUGUUACUACAAUGGAAAAUCCUGUGUUAAUAUAAAUUACUCUAAUUAUGGAAAUUUAGAUGUUUUCAUAUAAUUUCCAGCUAUUCUAAACAAAUAUGGUUGUCUAGCAAUAGAAGCAACAAUCACAAAUAGAAAUACUUUAAAAUACUUUUUAUACGAUGAUAUAAAUAAAAGAUGCAAACCAAAUAUUUAAACAAAUUAUGCUACUUGUAAUGCAGCAGGAGGAAAUAGUAAUGUAUGUUUAAGAUUCACCCCAAAUGUUUUAUGUAAAUGGAAUCCAAUUUUAUUAACAUGCUAAGAAAUUACUUCUGACGAAUAUGAUGAAAUUUAUACAUGUUCAUAUAAUCAGAAUUAUAAGGCAUGCAUUGAAAAUCCAAACACAGCCUGCUAAUUUUCAUUUACAACUGAUAAAUGUAUUGAUGCACCUACCGAUGUCGAUUGCGAUUACUUUAACUCUAAUGGUCCAGUGGGUUCAACUGCUUGUGAAAGAAUUACUAAAGAUGGAUAAUUAUGUGAAUACAAUUCAUCUACUUAAACUUGCAAGUAUACAAACAUGUCAAGCAAUAAGUGCUCUGUACCAGGAGCUAAUUCUAUAACCUGUUAUAAAAACACAGGAGGGUUAUGUAGAUGGGAUCCUCAAGCUUAUGAAUGUUACGAGAACCAAACUGAAAUUUCAUUAUUGGGAUGCGAAGAUUAUAUCAACUAGAAUUUGUGUAUAUUAGUAACAAAAGAACCAUGUUAUUGGGAUAAUACCAAAUUUAAAUGCUUAAAAUUAACAUUAACAGAUAAAUAGUUUGUUUCAUCGAAUAAUUUAUAUAAUAGACUAGGGUGUUAUUCAAUUACAGGAGGUGCCUUCUAUCACGAUUCUGAUUACACAUGUGUUUCAUUAUCAGCAAAAAACAAAGAUUGUUAAGCUUAUUACUUAAACGAAUAUGCUUGUUUAUUUCAUACCCAAGGUCACAAUUGUUACUUUGAUUACAAUUAAUCUCCAUCUAGUCAUAAGUGUAAACCAUUUAAUAGUGACUAAACUAAAUGCUCUUCAGCCAUUGCAAUCAGCGUUGAAGUUUGUAUGCAAAUACCAUCCAGUUGUUAUUUCAAUUUAAAUACACUCAAAUGUGUUGAUGUUGAAAUUACUGAAACUUAAACAUGCACUAAUCUUAAAUCAUAACAAACAAUUGGAUAUUAUUACAAUAAAAUAGCUUGUGUGUCAAUAAGUCAAUAUCUAGAUUAAACAGAUGGAAAUAAGUAGUGUUUAGGAGCGACUAAUAAUGUUUAAUAAUGCAAUUUUGAGAAAUAUUGCUUUUGGGAAACAGCAACAAAAACUUGUGAGAUUUUGCAGCCGACAUAUAAUUAUAUAUUUUAUUCGAACUACAGUUAUAAUUGCUAAGAUGCAAAUGGCAAUAGUUCUACUUGCACACGAUCGUUAUGUGUAGAGUAAGACUUAAUAAGCAGUAAACCAAUUUGUUUGGAUACAUAUUCAAGAGCUCUAUGUUUAGAAAUGGUUUCUGAAUAAUGUUAUUUUGAUAUCAAUUAAGGCGGGUGUCUUUCUUUAAGCAAUAAUUAACAUAAACUACCUGAUUGUUCUUCAAUAGUUUAAACAUGUAAUGUGAGUUCAACCCCUGGGGUAAUAUGUGAGCUAACUUCAGCAGAUCCAGAUUAAUAACCAGGAAAAUAAUGCAAAUCCCUAGUAAGAAGCAUCAGAAAAUGCAUCAACAAUGGUACUGUCCAAUUAGGAUUAACAUGUAAUGACUAUAAAGAUGAAAGCAGUCCAAUAAUUUGUGCAUCUGCCACUGAUGCAUGUAGGUCAAACAAUAAAUGUAUAUCAAGUUAGCCAAGUAUUGGUUAAGGUGAUGUUUUAUCAGACAAAUGCGAUAAAAGUAUGAGCAAAACAAUGUGUGAAGCUAUGGGCUGUAACUUUACUAAACUUAAUUAUUGUUAAAAGACAGAUUCAGUACCUUAAAAAACUAGCGCUAAUAAAUAUUACUUAUGCUAUGAAGUUAAUAAACUUUAACUAGCCAAUCGAGAUGCAAUCUGUAGUUAAGUUGAUUAAUCUUGCAUUUACUCAAGUAAAUGUGAAGAUGCCACAGGAUUUACAUGUGCUUAAUUGAUCAGCAAUAAAGUAAGCAAAAAGGCUUGUAUUAGUUGUUCAGGAUCUAAGGUUAAAUAUGAUCCUGUUACUUAUAGAUGCUCAGUAGUAACGACUGAAACUUUUACUUCAUGUGAUGGAAAUCUAAAUUAAUCAGCUUGUUUAAUCAAUACUCCAAAUCUUCUAUGCAAAUGGGAUUCAAAUUAAUGUACAUUGAUUUCAAAUUUGUCGGAUGAAACCAGUAAAGAUUGCAGUAUAUAUAACCAAUACACAUGCCCUUAAUUAACUGCUGCAAACUGCUAUGUUAAUAUUUCUACUUCCCUUUGUUCUCCAUUUAAUCCUUUACUUUCUAAAUGUGCUGAUAUUAAAUUAAAGUAAUUGUGCAUUUAAUCUAAUUUCGAGAGAUGCAAAUGGGAUAAUACAAAGACUGAUAAUUAAUGCGUUGGAGUUACUUCAGAAACAGAUUAUACAGACUGUAGUAUUGCAAAUUAAUAUGGUUGUUUGAAUAUGGUAUCAAAAUAGUGUGGUUGGUCAUCUGAAAACAAUGCUUGCUACAGCUUUAAUAAAGAAUCAAAUUUCAAUUAGUGCAAUGACUUUGUACUAAUAGAUUCUAGUAAUCAGGAUAGAAAUCUAGUUACAUUUAAUAGUUUAGUAUGUUCUAAGCUAGCAAUUGACAAGGCAUGUAUUAGAGAUGAAUAAUAUAGAUGCAGAGAAGCUGUUUCUGCAGAUAUUUUGAAGUGUAAUUCUCCUGGACUUAAUAAAUAUGCAUGUGUGAAUAGGGCAGUCGGUAAAUGCAAAUAUGACACAACUUCAUCUUCUUGUGUUGAGGAUUUGACUACUACAAUUGGAUGUUCAGAUUAAUUAAAUGUAGAAGCUUGUAUUAAUCAAGAUGCUAUUUGUAAAUUUGUUAGUAACACUUGUUAAACAUAUGACAUAUCUACAUAUCAAACCGUUAAAGAUAGUGAUAAAUUUCCCUAUUCGAUGAAAGUAUGUUCAUAUUUUGACAAUAAAAUAACUACAAGCAUUGUUUACAGUUUUGAAAAGAUGAGAUGUGUUAAAGCAACUAAUAGAGAACCAUUUAUUACUAACUGCUCAUAAUUAGGAAUUAAUAAAUUUGCAUGUUUAAAUAAAACAACUGCCAAUUGUCAAUAUAAUUAGACCAAUAAACAGUGUCUUUCAGUAACAAGAGAAAUGCUUACUAAUGCUAAUACAUGUGAUCCUACAUUUAAUUGGGCAGCCUGCAUAUAGAUUAAUGCAAAAUGCCAAUUUAAGGAUAAUUAAUGUUAAGCUGUUCCCGAUACGACAUUGUGUUAGGAUUUGUAAGAUGCAUCAAUAACUACAAAUUAGGUAGUGUGUUUAACAAGACAGAAUGCAACUGAUAAAGCAUGUAAAUGGAACACUCAAACUAAAGUAUGUAAUGUUGUCGACGGUUCAACUGAAGUCUGCUCACAACCUGGUUUGAAUAAAAAAGGGUGUAUCUUUAAUACUUUAGGAUCAAUGUGUAUUUAUUUAGAUGGUUAAUGCACAGAUAAUUAUGAAAAUGUCAAUUGCACUAGUCUAGUAAAUAAGGACAAGUGUUACUCUAUCAGAACCAAAGGAUAAUAUUGUAAAUUUGAUCCAGAUUUAGGUUGUAUUGAUACACCUUAGACUACUUUAGCAGUAUGUUUGAAUACAUUUAAGACAAAUCCAUUAUCAUGUUCACUAAGCACUGAUAUUCCUUGUUUCUAUGAUAAUACUAACAAUGUUUGUAAGAAAUUUGAAUAUCCAAUUGAUUCAAAAUAUUCUUUAUUUUAUAGUUGGUCUAAUAGAUUAUCAUUUAAUAAGUAGGCAUGUUUAAUGUACGUUGAAAAUAAUUUAGCUGUUUACUGGAUGGAUGAGUGUCUUGAAAUUCCAACAAGUGAAUUUAGUUCAUUAACAUGUAAUAAACCAGUUAAUAAGUGGGGUUGUUUAAAAAUAACAAAUCCACUCUCAAAUUGUUAAUUUAAUUUGGUAACAUCAACGUGUGAAGAGGCAGAUUUAUCAACAUUCGUAACAAAAAGUUGUAGUUAAAUUGUCAAUGUUAACAAUGGCCGAUUUUGUGAAAUAAACAAUACUGCUAAAAGUUGCUAAUAUGAUAAUGCUAAUCGUGCAUGCAUUGAAGUUACAACUGCUAUCACUGAGUGUGAAAAUAAGGGAUAUAAUAAAAUAGCUUGCAAUCCUGAUACUACCCCUUGUUAAUUCUAUAAUAACAAAUGUUUUACAAAAUCAGCAACAGGUAAAUUAUUUUGUUCGGAUGCCGCUUCUAAUCUUGAAGAUUGUAAAAACGUAUAAAAGGAAGGAUGCGAUACCUCUUGUAAACCAAUCCCCGAUUAUUCAACAAUUAACUGUGAGAAUGCUAUCAAUUCAUAUGGAUGCGCAAAAAUUGUUAAAUCUUAACAAUAUUGUAUAUUUACAAAUUAGAAAUGUACUUUUACCAAUCCUAAAACACUUUAGAGCACAAUUUGUAAAAAUAUAACUAACAUCAAUAAUCCAAUAUUUUGUGAAUAAUCAGGAGAUGUAGGUUGUUAUUAUGAUCAAGAUUCUCAUUCAUGUAAAACUACUAACAAUAAAAGUGUGUUUGGAUGUGUCAGAGGUAUCAAUUAAAUAGCAUGUUUGGCAUCAACAACAUCUACUUUAUAAUGCAAAUUCCUUGAUUAUUGUUAUGGACCCAACUCAGCAUUUCUUAGUUGCGAUGUGACAGCCAAUUUAGAUCCUAAUGCAUGUUGUUAGAAUGCAAGCACAAUAGAGUCUUGUCUAUUUUAAGAUAAAUUAAAAUGUUCUUGGAAUCCUAAUACAUCAGCAUGUGUUCCAUAUGUGGCUGAAGAGUUGGAGUGUGGAAUGAUACAAUUUAAAUCAAAGUAGGUUUGUUUAUCAAAAGUGGGCACUUUUUGUGUUUUUAAUACUGAAUUAAAGAAAUGUGAAUAGAUUCAACCAGUAUCAUGCAAUUAAGCAUAAUCUUAUUAGCAAUGUUAAUCAAUUGAUAUGAUCCCCUGCAUUUGGGAUAAUUUGUAUUAGAUUUGUAAAUAUAAAGUGAAGGAGAAUCAAGAUGAAUGUGAAGAUAUUAAAUAAGGUUAUGGAAAUAGGUUGGCUUGUCUAUCUGUUGAAAGAUUAGGCUAAACUUGUUAGUUUAUUGGUGGUUAAUGUGAAACCUACAAUGAAUCAAAAACUGACAAUAAUUGUUUAAGUAAUAUCAAUAAAGUUGCAUGUACCUAAUAAUAAUCUAGUAAAUGCUAUUGGAAAUACUCAGUUAUUAAAAUUAAAAAGACUUCAUGGAGUUAAGAAACAGACUUAUAAAUUGGAGAAUGCAAUGUAUUUACUGAUUUUAAUACCUCAUCAUGUGAAGAAUAUUUAAGUUACUUAUCCUGUUUAUCAGUAUCAACAACAGGUAAGUAAUGCAGAUGGUAGAGUGGUAAAUGUUAAUAAAUUGAAUUCAGCAAAUCAUCCAUAUUUUCACCCAAAGACCUAAUUUUAGUGAACAGCAAUGCCUGCAGUUUAAUUAAUAAUGGAGAUAUUGUAUAGUAUAAUCCAAAAUCAUAUACUUGUAAAUUGGUUAGUGACUUACAGUCGAUAACUUGUCAACCUCUAUCUGAUGGUAUAAAUAAAUUGGCUUGUCUCAAAAUAAAGUCUUAAUCUUGUUUAUGGGAUGAUGUCAGUUUGAAAUGCGUAUUCAAAAACACUAGAUUACUUGUUGAAGAACAAAUUCAAUAGAAUCGAUUACUGUAAUCUUCCUUUACUUGCAAAAGAGAUGGCAUAGGUCCUAAAUUAUGCAAGUAACUUAAUUUUGAACUUCCUUGUGGUUCAGUUGAUGACGGAUGUGACUUAAUUAAUCUCAAUACUGCAACAUGUGAAGAUCCAGGAUUAAAUAAAUAUGCAUGUUUAAACCUAACCACAGGACCUUGUGCUUGGGUUAAAGAUGAUGAUUCUGAAUAUUAUCACUGUGAGGAAUUCUACCCAUAUACCACUUGUGUAGACAUCGAAUACAGCAUUAAUUCAUUAGCUUGUACAUAUGUAGAGGAUGAUCCAUGUGUGUAUAAUAAAGUAAAGAAAAACUGUGAAACUCCUACAGUGUAAUAUAAUGUUUGUGAGGUUGAAGGUAUCAAUGCAAUAGCAUGUUCCAGUAUUAAAGGAUGUUUAUUUAAAGACUAAAAAUGCAUCACUUGGGAUCCAAAUUAUAAUCUACUUUGUAAUCAAGCAGAGAAAGCUAAUCAAUCGAUUUGUUAAUUGGCUAUUGAUAGAUGUAAAUAUAGUGAAUUGACUUUUGGAUGUGUUGCAUCCACUAUUACUGAUAAUUGUUAUACAAAUGGUUUGAGUGCUCUUGGAUGUAAUGUGCUUGAUGAAUGUUCUUGGAGUAGUAAUUCUUGUCAAUGCAUUUCUUAUUAAACUAAAUUUCCGGAUUGCAGCAGUAUUGGUGAAUACACAAAAUGUGCUAAUAUAGAUUACUGUUACUUUGAAGUUUCUUAAUCAAGAUCCAGUAAGGAUAUAACAUAAUAUUUAAAAAACACCAAUUAUGGAACUUGUAGAAACAAAACUUGUGCAGACGUAGAAGUCAACAAAUGCAAUUCUACUACUAUUGAUCAAACUGUUUGUUAUUUGAAUUCCAAAGCCAAAUGUUUAGCAGCCAAUAAGUGCGAAGACAUCUCUGAUGCCUCAUUAAGUUGUUUACAAUAUGAAGUAAACAAUCAAUCUUGCAGAAGCAAAUCAAAUAAUACUUGUUAGACUUUAGAUUGCAAUCAAAUCAUGGAUAAAUCAGAAUGUGAAUUAUACACUAAUGAAUGUGUCUUUGCUGGAUACUGUAAAAAAAUAUCAUGUGAAUAUAUGGGUAAAUCUUAAUGUUUAGUUAAUAAAUGUGAUUGGAAUUCAACUUUAGAAACAUGUUAAAUACAAUUAGAUUGCUCUUAAAUUACCGUUGUUGAUACUUGCAUUGGUAAGAGAUAAGGAGAUUAUCAGUGUGCUUGGUUAACCACGAUUGGUGGAUAAAAAUAAUGCACUUCUACAGGUUGUCGCUAUCUUGGUUCAUAAUAAGGAGAUUGUAUGGGAACUCAUAUAGGAACUGACGUUUGCGUUCAAAUGAUCGAUUUUUCUUGUGUUGCUUGUUAAGAAAUCAAGGAUGCUUGCAUUUGUCUCAACCAAUCUCAAUUUUGUACGUAUGACAAGAUCAGUUAAAAAUGCAGUUCAAAGAGUUGUCAACACCAUAAUAAAGACGAUUGUCCAGUUACUCAUUGUAAAUUCAACUCAAAUACAAAGAUUUGUCAACCUUUGUGUUAAUACAACUAUAAUCAAUAGUAAUGCAAUCAAGAUGAUCAAUGCCUUUGGAAUACUACUAAUCAAAUAUGCGUUGCUUAUAUCAAACCAGUUGUAAUCGAAUAAAUCAAUCUGCCUUCGCCCGAUAGCAAUAGAAUUUUAGAUAUCAUUAUUCUAAUACUCAUUAUGAUUUAUUGAUUAUAAAUGAUAUUUAUUAAUCAUAUUUUAUUAA